UGACUUCGCAUGGCCCACGUAGAGGGCUGCCACCAUGGACGAAAUUAACAAUGACCGACUUCCUUUAGGCCAAAGCGGAUGGGCAGCAUCCACUUCUUGUUUAGUGCCGACCCGCGGGCGAGAUGGUCAACAAGCUUCUGCGGAGACUGCGUUGAUGGAAGCGAUCAACGCGGUGUUGGCACAUGGAGCGUCCUCGAGCCCUGCUCACGGACCUCGCAAAGAUGGUGGAUCAAUAGUGGUGCUGCUGAAGAGGGGCUGUUUGAAGUCCUUGCGGGCGCCAAGUGUCCUAUGCAGGGCCGCGGAUUAUGCAGGACAAGUCCUUCACUUUCUCCUGGGCUUUGUCAUGAAGAGACCAGACCACCUUUUGCAAGUGGCGGAGGUGUUCAAUAUUCUCCUCAGCUCCGACGAGUGGCUCCAGCACUUGCGGCCCAACGGCGACGGCGGUUUAGUAGUCCAGGAGCUGCUGAGCCUCAGUUCCGAGCAGCAGGCUGCGUUGGGCAUGCAGAAUGAUGAGUUGCUGGCCAUGAUGUCGCCAGAAGUUGCCCAACUCGCCCAUGAUCAGCCCUCCAGAUUGUUGCAAGAUGCUGGCCAAGUGAGGAUGGAACUGGAAAAGAUCCGGAGCGGCCUGGGAGAAGGCGGCCUUCGCUUCAAAAGCUCGGUGCAGGAGCUGAGGUUCGAGCCCAGCUACAGGUCCGGCCUGGCCAGCAAAGUCGCCUCGGCACCCGACAACCCAACGGAGCGAGGCACAGAGGCAGAAGACCCGAGCCCAACAGGCUGGAGAUCUACAACCACACCCGAGGGCAAUCGUUACUACUACCAUCACCGCACUAAAGAGGUGCGACAUGUGCCACCUACAAUUACUGUCAGUGGAAGUCCUGAAGCUGAGCUCCCUUGCGCAAAACCACGCGUGGGUGAGAAGGUUGAAGUGUUCAGCAAUUCGGUGCAGCGAUGGUGCCCGGGGUUCGUUGAGAAAGUUAGCAGGACAGAAGUGACCAUCGCGUUUCAGCUUCCGAACGCGCGGGCUAACGAGUGGAGCAAGAAGUCGUUGGCGCUGGGUCAUUCGGAGCUCCGCUGGGUGUCGAGAGCACCUGGUUCGCCAAUGCCAAGUGCUGGCAGCACUCUCGAUAGCAAGCGCGCCACUACCAAACCGGCUUCUGGCUUUUUUGGCACCAGCUUGCCGACCAACUGGGCCCCAGAAGAGGUUCAGCUCUACGACUCGCUGUUCGCAGAACUGGAGGGUUUGGUGUGUGGUCCAAACGAGAACGGCAUGGAUCCGCUGGCAUCCGCUCAAUUAGACUACAUAGCCCAAUCUGGUUUGCCGCGGCGGGCGCUGCGGGAAAUCUGGCAGGUAGCGAAUCCUCACCUGAGAGCGAGCCUUGGUUUGGAGGAGUUUCGUGCCUGCUGCCGCUUGGUGGGCCAUUGCCAAGCUAUGUCCACUCAGUCGGAGGACGACAAGGAGCUCCGACAGCUGCGGGCGGGCGGGGGCGGCUUGCGGGCGCACUUGCGGAGCUCUUGCCUGGCCGAACCGGCGCCACGCUUGGCCGACUUCAGCCAGCCAAAAAAGCUGCCAUGUUCAAAUUGCGCAUGUCGGGUCCGUGCCAGAGACAUCUGGCUGUGGGUCAAAAAGAGGUACCCAAAAUGGACCCUGGUACAUGGAACCAAAGACUAA
This is a messenger RNA of Effrenium voratum, 1669 nucleotides long. NCBI's taxonomy places the organism in Eukaryota, Dinophyceae, Suessiales, Symbiodiniaceae. The record is from the annotation of a GenBank genome assembly.